AGGCUGCUCCGCGCCAUCGACUGCCUGCGGCACGCGGCGGCGGGCGCCGAGCGCCGCGACGCGGGGCAGAUGCUGGAGGACGACGCCGCGCUGGAGAGGCUCUCCGCGCAGAACGAGGAGCUGUCGAAGGAGAAGAGGGACGCGACGGACGAGAACCGGAGGCUCCAGGAGGAGAACGAGCGCCUCGUCGGCGUCGUGCGGCAGCAGGACGAUCAGCUCCAGAAGGUGCGGGAGCGAAACCGGGAGCUGGAGGAGCUGGUGCAGACGCAGACGGAGCAGGUCGGUUUCCUCAUGCAGCAGUUGCAGGCCAUUGCGGCCUCCGAAUCCCCAGAGGACGACCAACGCCUUGUACCGCUCCUACCAGGACUCGCAAGACGACUGGGGCGAGGCGGAGAGGAUCAGCCUCCCCGACGCCACGGCGCUGCCCCAGGAGGCGGACGGCCACGUCCGCGCCAUCAGCACCACGGACCUCCAGAGGGCCGCCGACGUAGUGGCCGAGGUGCAGUCGCGGAAGGCCCCGCACUCGGCGCCGGUGCGCCCUUCGCAGGGCGCGGUGCUCGCCCGCAUGAGCGCCGCCGCCGACGCCGCCAGGGGGUCCGAGCGGGUGCCCACGGGCACGACCCCGUUCUCGCCGCCGCGGCGCUCCAAGCUGGCGCAGUCGCUGGACAGCGCGCAGGUCCGGGAGUGCCUGGCCGGCGGCUUCGACGUCGACCACAUCAUCAGGUGCCUGGCGACGGCCCUCCAGAACAAGAUCAUCCUGGCGAUGGGCCGGUCGCGCCCGCACGGCGCCUCCGCGGAGUGCAUCCGCGCCUGCGGCAUCUUCCUCGAGCCGGCGUGCCGGCAGCGCCUCGAGAGCGACGCGGCGGCUGCGCUGGGCCGGCAGCAGUGCAAGGCGUCCGCUGCGUCGGCCCCCUCGCCGGGGACCGGCGGCGGCACGCCCCUGUCGUCGUUCUGCUCGCCGCUGAUGUCCAAGGACCAGCCGGGGGCGUGCCUCCUCGACACCAUGGGCAAGCCCGUGGAGCCGCUGAACGGGAUCGCGUGGGACGUGUACGGCUUCCUGCGCGACGUGAUGGUGAACUUCCGGCUGGAGCCCGAGGUCAGCGUGGUCACCAUGAAUUACGUGGAUCGUUUCUCCGACACGUGCGGUGUGGCUCUCACCCCCGACAACUGGCAGCGGCUGAUCAUCACGGCGAUGAUGCUCGCCUCGAAGGUGUGGAACGACGAGUCUUUCGAGAACGUCGAGUUCGCCCAGCUGUGCCCGCUCUACACGCUGGACGAGAUCAACACCUUCGAGCGGACAUUCCUCAAGUGCGUGGGCUACAACAUGUCCGUGAAGGGGUCCGACUAUGCCAAGACGUAUUUCCAGCUGCGAACUCUGGGCGCGAAGGAUUGUGCCAGCCUUCGGGCACAACGAACAAGGGUAUGGCCAACAGCCAGAACUUACGUAGGAACACUAUUCUCUCUCUUACACACACGCAUACACACACUUCCACACACUUCCACAGGUGACUAUAUGAAAUGCAUGUGGGCUCGUGUUUUCAUGUAG
Molecule: messenger RNA, 1546 nt
Organism: Prorocentrum cordatum
Lineage: Eukaryota; Dinophyceae; Prorocentrales; Prorocentraceae
Source: the annotation of a GenBank genome assembly